CAACAAGAAAACAAACGAACCGAGACAUUCGCCGAAGUAAAAAGCUGCGGAUUUUCCCUGGUGCAAAACAAGUUUAUUCAAAAACGUUUACAGUUUUCCAAUAAUAGUAUAGAUAAUAUUUAGUGAUAGAAGUAGCUAAUUAGUAAUGUUUUAGUGACAAUUUAAAUCGCAUACAAUAGUGCUUAGUACGAGAUUCAAUGUUAUUGUAGUUACCCAUUAAACAUUCUAACCUAGAAAACCAUGUCCUAUCUGUCUCGCCGAGAACUAGAGGACCUUCGUCCUUCGCUGGACAAACUGGUCUACAAAGUGCUGGGGAGCUCCGAUUCCUCAGUAUUGUCGACGAUUGAAAGCAAUCUGCACAGCGGAUUCGAUCGGCGGAAAUUAAUCGAUAAGCUUUCGUCGUUUGUUGAAAGCAAAAGAGCAAGCCGAUUGUCCGACAAGGUUGAGGAUCUGCUGGACGGAUUGAAAUCAUCGUCCCAUCGAUCGAAGAAAAGAUCCCACGAAGAGGAUGGUCGGGAACGGGAUACCAAGAAAGUUAAAACCAAAUACGAAGAUGAGGCGAAAAAGCAGCCAUCGGGGGAGAGUAAAAGCAAGAAGGAGGGUAAUGGAAACGCCAAACCGGAUCAGGAUGAUAAAAGUUCCAAGGAAGAUCAAGCUUCGAAAAACUUUUCCUCUAACCAAAUCAAAAUGAUGAUGGAAAACGCUCAGAAGGAAAUUGAAGAGCGCAAGAAAAAGUUGGAAUCGAUAAAAGCGGCGAAAGCUCCUCCGGCAUCAGCCCUGGCCGCAGCAGCGGCCGUCUCCGCGAAAAUUACAGCUGCUCAGGAGACUGUUCCUCCGGCGGUAGAUUUGGAACGUUCCAGAAAAAUUGCUCAGCUACAAGAGCAGAUUCGCGCGAAAUUGUCCGGAACACUGGCAACCGUUCUACCGCCAGUCAUUCAGGACAAACCGAAACCGUUAAUUUUGGAUGCUGAAGGACGAACCGUCGAUGGGAGUGGCCAAGCCGUUGAGGUGCCAAAGCUUACACCUACCUUGAAGGCCAACAUCCGUGCCAAGAAGCGGGAAAUCACCAAAAUACACCAAGCUGAGAAGCAACAGCAGGAAGAGUCAGCUGAGGCACACUUUUUCGAUGAUCGGAUUACCGUCAAACCGGCGGUCCGCAAUAAGCGCGCCCUUCGAUUCCACGAACCGGGUAAAUUCCAGCAAAUGGCCGAACGUUUACGCAUGAAAUCUCAACUGGAAAAACUGCAGAAUGAGAUAUCUCAAAUAGCGCGCAAAACAGGAAUCAGCUCAGCUACCAAGCUGGCUUUGAUCGCCCCAAAGGCGGACACUCAUUCAAACGAAGUCCCCCAGAUGGAGUGGUGGGAUUCGGUGAUUCUCACUGAUGAUCUUAACACUUUGGAUAAAAACGGUCGCAUCUCAAUCCGUGAUUCAGCAAUCACCAAUCUGAUCGAACAUCCGACGCAGAUGCGCCCUCCAAACGAAUCAUCCCGCCCCGUCUAUCUACCAGUGUUUCUCACAAAAAAGGAACGCAAAAAACUGCGUCGGCAGAAUCGUCGCGAAGCAUGGAAGGAAGAGCAAGAAAAGAUCCGUUUGGGGUUGGAACCUCCGCCGGAGCCGAAAUUGCGCAUUUCGAAUUUGAUGCGAGUGUUAGGAACUGAAGCUGUUCAGGAUCCAACCAAAAUCGAAGCUCAUGUCCGCGAGCAGAUGGCCAAGCGACAGAAAGCGCACGAAGAGGCCAACGCCGCGCGGAAGCUUACCGACGACCAGCGCCGGGAGAAGAAAGUCCGCAAGAUGAAGGAGGACACCUCACUGGGGGUGCAUGUUUCUGUUUACAGGAUCAGGGAUUUGCACGAUCAGCAAGCCAAAAAGUUCAAGGUGGAAACGAACGCCAAACAGCUGUUCAUGACCGGUGUCUGCAUUCUGUUUAGGGACUGCUGCGUGGUGGUGGCCGAAGGCGGUCCAAAGCAGCAAAAGAAAUACAAACGGCUAAUGCUGCAUCGUAUCAAGUGGGAGGAGGAUUCGGUGAAGAAUGCCGACGGCAACGAGGUGCCCAAUUCGUGCGUUCUGGUCUGGGAAGGUACGGCCCAGAGACGCCACUUUGGUGAGUUUAAAUACAAGUCGUUCCCGAUGGAGAAAAGUGCUAGGGAGUUCUUCCAGAAGCAUCACGUCGAGCACUACUGGGAUUUGGCAUAUUCGGGAGCAGUGCUCGAAGCAUCGGAAGAUACGUAAGUUGUUAGCGUGACUGCAAUGGUAAUCGGUUUAUUAUGAAAGGUGAGUUCGUUGAUAAUUGUUUGUAUUUUGAUGCGUUCUGCGAAAUUCAAAAUCGAUUAUACCUACGUUUUUGUUAAAUGCGGAGGAUAAAAGUGCGAUGCUGACGUGUUAUGCGAGAACAAAUCUAGAUUAAAUAAAUUUGGAUAGUUUUAGGCAACUUAGAAUACAAA
Molecule: messenger RNA, 2441 nt
Organism: Armigeres subalbatus
Lineage: Eukaryota; Metazoa; Arthropoda; Insecta; Diptera; Culicidae
Gene: Prp3
Product: U4/U6 small nuclear ribonucleoprotein Prp3
Exons: 2
Coding region: 241-2229 (662 amino acids)
Biological process (GO): mRNA splicing, via spliceosome
Cellular component (GO): U4/U6 x U5 tri-snRNP complex
Source: RefSeq, a predicted model, not a curated record